Protopolystoma xenopodis is the source of this 255-nucleotide messenger RNA. Lineage: Eukaryota; Metazoa; Platyhelminthes; Monogenea; Polystomatidea; Polystomatidae. The record is from the annotation of a GenBank genome assembly.
AUGAAUGCCGAUCAGGCUUCAUCUCCUUCCUCUUCUGUCCCCCCUAGUGCUGCUUCUCAAUCUUCAUUGAUGGUAGAAGCGGACUUGAAAGUAAAAAGCCGCUAUCACUUGUUGUCCCCUGAAAAGAGAGAAGAGUUAGAAGCAAUUGAGGCUCGACAGAUAUUGGAACAGAUGCGUCAAGACCGCUUCGCUCUCUACGAGGAUAGAAAGCGUGCACUUGCCUCUAUUGAGGAGGACCGUAACAAAAAGAAGUGA